Molecule: messenger RNA, 818 nt
Organism: Camelina sativa (false flax)
Lineage: Eukaryota; Viridiplantae; Streptophyta; Magnoliopsida; Brassicales; Brassicaceae
Source: RefSeq, a predicted model, not a curated record
CCUCAAUUCAAUAGACGAUUCAUAUAAAUAUAAGAAUGUCCCCAUUGAAAUCUUACGCAUUACAAAAUCUCUGUGCUCUUGGUCUGCCUAAACAUCAUCAUGGAAGCUAUUGCAGUAUUCAAGUACCAAAUCGAAAAGAAUCCUGGACCCGAACAUGUUGGUACAAUCGCAGCGAAUACAAAAUUUGUCAGACGAGAUGACCAAGAUUCGAACAUCUCAAUUUCAUUACCUACCAAUGAAUUCACUGAAGCCGAAGAUUCUCCUCACAAAGAAAAACUCUAUUACUUCUUAAAAGAUUUAGGAGUUGAUGCACGAGACGCUCUCCGGUUAAUACAAGAACUCGCCCUACGUGCAUGCAAAGUAACUUCAUCGUUUGAAUACCGUCCACAAUAUGCUUUGUUAAUUUUGUUGACGUUGACGUUGACGCUUCAUACGGCUCCUUCGAGUACUGAAGGACCAGUACUCCUCGAUGAAUCUCAAGUCGAACCAGUCCUUGAUGACCCUCAAGUCGACGAAUCAUUCAUCGAUGACCCUCAACUCGACAAAUCAUUCAUCGAUGACCCUCAACUCGACGAAUCAUCCAUCGAUGAUUACGAUCUAGUCGAAUUCCUAGAUGAUUCUCUAAUCGAAGAAUCAUUCAUCGAUGACUCUCAACUCGAAGAGGUGAUUCGAACCUCCCUCGAAGAAGAUGACGAGAGGAGGAAUAGCGAGUUUUAGACACGCAAGAAAAUUAAGAGUCGACGCCUUGAGCAGGAGGAUAUACAAGAAGAGUAAACGAAAGACCAGCAUAAUUUCUAACCAGUGCACAAGAAAUAAGA